AUGGGAAUGCCGCAGCGCGGCCUCAAGUUGCGAGACGCGCAUGCACGGUGUGAGAGCAUCCGGAAGGUUGGUAUGGUGGGGCCUGACGAUCAAAGAUCGCUCUUGCUAUUUCCUUGCCCGCGCCACCAUCUCGUGGAUGCCGAGAAUGUGGAGUUCGAGCUGUUGGUGAUGAACACCAGCCCCAGUCACUAUACCAUCCUGAAGGGCUCGGCUUGCUAUGUGCUGUCCAGCCUUGUGCUUGUAGGGGCCGCCUGCCUGUGUGUGCUGCAUGCAUGUGGCAGCAAUGUUGAGGAGGGUUUGUCCGAGCUACACGCGUUGUCCCCAUCCUUAGCGCAUUGCGGACGGCAGAUCAUUUGGUCAAAUUUUCCCACCAUGUGCUUGGCGGCCGCAACAAUUGCCAACGGUUCACAGAUCUACUUGCAAAAUUGUGGCGCAGGCUAUCAAAGUGACUGGCAUUUUACAUCGGACGGGAAGAUACGCUUGGCAACAGCAUCACAUUACUGUAUUGAAGUGGCCGAUACGGAGAAAGGCAAAGGGUCAGGGCUUGAGCUAUGGACUUGCGUUGACAAGCCAGUGAACAAGUCCGAUAAAUAUUAUUCGGCGCAGAAGUUCGAGUUUCUGCGAAAGGGAGAGAUCAGAUGGGUGAACUCCUCCUUGGUGCUUGAUGUCUCCUGGCAUUUGCCCAAUCCGGGCCAGAAAGUGCAGCUCUGGAGCCGAUUGAAAGACACCUCGCAGAGCUUCGACUUCGGCACCUGCACCGAUCAGUGCAGUCGGCAAGUGGAGUUCCUGCAGCACCGGGGGAUUUGCCUGACCACCGCGGGCUGGCACCUCAGGGAAGGAAUGCGGAUGCAGCUGGCAGACUGUGCUGAGACCCAUCAGGGAGCUAGUCAGUUUCACUGGAGCUUGCGGGGUGGUGCAUUGAAGCUGGCCAUGAAUCAUUAUCUCUGUGUGGAGGCAGUGGAUGGAGAUUCGAGCCUCAGACUCGCCCCCUGCUCGGGCCUUGACAACCAGCACUUCCUGCUGGACGGGAAAUUGUACAUCGGAAGCGACAAGAAGCGGUGCUUGACGGCGGAUGGCUCCCAGCCCCAGCUGCAGCUCGCAGAGUCCUGCGAGCAGGCCCAGGUCACCGGCUGCGAGCACGUCGACCACUCCGGGGGCAUUGCCUCGCUGCCUGAUCCCGGGAGCUUGGCGUGCCCGCGCCAGCUCAUUUGGAGCGCAUACCCCAACCUCUGCUUGGCCACGGCUACGUGGCACGUGGGCAACGGACAGAGUAUCGUGGUGGUCCCUUGUGAGCAGGACGAGGAAUCGGAUGUGUCUGGCCAGCGGCAGCAUUGGAUUUGGGGCACAGAUGGAAAGAUUCGCUUGGCUUCGAGCCCCAGCUAUUGCAUAGACGUGGCCGACCACAUCGAGGAGGACGGGACCUAUCUGCAGCUGAGCCAAUGCAUCGAGGGCGAUGAGGGCCAGCGUUUCACGGUUUGGAAGACCAUCCAGCACCAGGGCAGGUGUGUGGGUGUGGCCGGGAGCUCAGCGCUGCCCUUCAGCAGGUUGGAGCUCACGGAAUGCGGUGGCUCGUUCCUGGUUGUCGGCGAUUGGGGCUGGGACCAUUUGGUCCAUGGCAACGUGAUGAAGGCGGAUUGCCAAAAGAUGAUCGGCCAGGUGAUGGCAGAGACUAUGGAGCGGCUGAGUGAUGUGAAGUUCAUCAUCAAUGUGGGAGACUCUUUCUACCCGGAUGGUUUGACUGGCAAGAGUGACCCUCGCUGGGGCUUGCAGUGGUACAACCGUUUUCCCGACAAAGUGAGGGAUGUGCCAUGGUACAGCGUCUACGGGAACCAUGACACGCACCAUGACCCCGGGAUGUGCAGCCCUGAAGAUGGUGCCCAAAUCAACUCGGAUCUCCAUGACCGGAAUCGCUUCUACAUGCCCAGCUACAACUGGCGCAUCGAGCAUGAGGACAAGUUUGACAUGGACCUGGAGGUGGUGGCCCUGGAUCUGAACAAGUACAUGGACGGGUGGAACACGAGCAAAUCCUCGGAUGAAUUGGAGCUCUCUGACUGCCAAUACUCCUCGUGCCCAGAGACGUGCCUGGAGCACGCGGAGUUACGGGCGCAAAGUGCCAUCGAGCUACUGGGGAGGCGGUUGAAUGAGUCCACCAGGCAGACUAUGCUGGUGUUUUCACACUACCCCACAGAUUACUUCCAAUCCUUGCCUCGCUUCUUGGACUCUUUGCGGCCGGACGGCCGGCGCAAUUUGGCGUAUUUCGGGGGGCACCGGCACAACACGGACCAGGGCAGCACCUACCGCACGGGCCCCCACGACUGGCUGGUGGGGGGCGGGGGCGGCUGGAGCUGUGAUGGCCUGGAGCAGGGCUUCCUGGUGGGAACGAUCGAUGACUCCUUCAACCUAAGGACCGGACCUCCGGACCUCCGGACCUCUGGACCUGACCGAUUCGG
This is a messenger RNA of Effrenium voratum, 2450 nucleotides long. Lineage: Eukaryota; Dinophyceae; Suessiales; Symbiodiniaceae. The record is from the annotation of a GenBank genome assembly.